This is a messenger RNA of Cylicocyclus nassatus, 1488 nucleotides long. Lineage: Eukaryota; Metazoa; Nematoda; Chromadorea; Rhabditida; Strongylidae. The record is from the annotation of a GenBank genome assembly.
AUGUUCUUGUUAGUAAUUCUAUUCCUAAUCAGCGCUCUUGGUCUCUGUAUAUGGCUUUUCUACGAAAAUGUGAAACGCUACCCAAAAGGACCCACACCUGUUCCACUUUUUGGGAAUCUGCUAUCGGUAGAUUUUCGAAGACUACAUGAAAAUCUUUCCGAAUAUUCAAAGAUAUAUGGUAAUGUGUACACAAUAUGGUUACCGUUACCACAUGUGGUUAUCACAGAUUACGACCUUAUAAAGGAAGCAUUUUCCAAGAAAGGUGAUGACUUCUCUGGAAGAACAAAUGCGUUUCCCGAUACCCUUUUUCAAAACGUCGAAAAUGGAGGAGUUAUUUUCUCUCAGGGUGAUAAUUGGAAGGAACAAAGACGAACAUCAAUUCAUAUUUUAAGAGAUUUUGGCAUGGGAAAAAAUCUGAUGGAAGAGCAGAUCCUUCUAUCCGCCCAAGAAUUUCUUGCCCACAUGGAAUCCAUCAAGGACAAAGACGCAAUUGAUCUUCGGCAUCCAGUUCAGGUGUUCAUCGCCAACAUCAUUAACAAGACGCUAUUCGGCUUCGGCUGCGACUAUGACAAUAGCGACCGUCUGAUGGGUCACGCUGACCAGUUAACCGAAUUAUUUAACGCUAUGAGCAAGAGCAGAUUGACAAUGUUCGCUCAGAUGUUCCCUUUCCUAUUUCAUGUACCUGUUAUCGGUUAUUGGGCAAAAGGAAGAUUUGAGCGCAUGAUAUCUGGGAUGCUGAAGAACAUUAAGGAAGAUGUGGAACGCAGUUUGAAAAAUUACAACCCAGACGACGAGCCAGAGUGCUUCGUGCAAGCUUAUUAUCAGAAAAUGCAGACAAAUAAGAAUUUAGAUUAUGGAAACCUUCUCAAUGUAUGCAUGGAUUUCUACCUGGCUGGGAUGGAAACAACUACAACCACACUUAGGUGGAGCACGCUAUUUAUGGCUACUAAUCAGUCUAUUCAAGACAAAAUUCGUCAAGAAAUCAUGUCUGUUCUUGGACCAGAUCGGAAACCAACCUCCAACUACAAGAGUCAAAUGCCAUAUACCAUGGCCACUAUUCACGAGAUUCAGCGAUGUGCUAAUAUUAGUUCACUAAAUGUGAACCACCGUACUACCAGGGACACCAGCAUUGGCUCCAUUCCAAUUCCAGCAAACACCUAUGUGAUUGGGCAUAUUUACCAUGUCAUGGCUCAUUCUCCCGUUUUCAAGGAUUCUAUGCAAUUCCGACCGGAAAGAUUCUUGAUGGAUGAUGGGAUCACACCUAAUAAGGAAACGGUCGAGCAGAUGUGUCCAUUUUCUAUCGGAAAAAGGCAGUGUGCAGGAGAAGCUUUGGCCAAGGCGGAGCUUUUCGCUGGAUUGGUUACCAUGCUACAACACUAUAAGAUUGAGCCGGUUGAGGGAAAACCCGUGGACAUGAAUCCGAUCUGUGCUAUGGUUCUCCUACCGAAACCGCAACCACUACGAGUCACUCCAGUGGCAACAAAAUAG